AUGGAAAUUGGGUUUGCUCCUGUCCAUACUUCGCAACAAACAGCCAAUCUUUGGAAAGAAAUAUAUGCAAUCUGCAAUUUUUAUAAUGAUAAUAAUCAUGAAAAUCUAAUCAAUAAUGAUAAUUCUAUUACAAUUAAUGAAAUUAAUACACCUACUAUAAAUAAUGCAAGUGAAAUUUAUGAAAUAAGUAAUAGCAUUAUGGACGGAAUUGAACAAAAUCAUGCAAGACUAUAUCAAGUUUUAAGUGAGGCACAACGCUCAAAAAUUUCUUGA
Dentiscutata erythropus is the source of this 273-nucleotide messenger RNA. NCBI's taxonomy places the organism in Eukaryota, Fungi, Glomeromycota, Glomeromycetes, Diversisporales, Gigasporaceae. The record is from the annotation of a GenBank genome assembly.